Molecule: messenger RNA, 1223 nt
Organism: Cryptomeria japonica (Japanese cedar)
Lineage: Eukaryota; Viridiplantae; Streptophyta; Pinopsida; Cupressales; Cupressaceae
Product: cinnamoyl-CoA reductase 1
Exons: 6
Coding region: 89-991 (300 amino acids)
Molecular function (GO): oxidoreductase activity, acting on the CH-OH group of donors, NAD or NADP as acceptor
Source: RefSeq, a predicted model, not a curated record
CCAUAGUGAAAACAGCAGCCAUCUAGUCCAGGCAGCUCUUUCAUUUUUCCUACGUUCAGCUGUUCAUCUGAAGAUCUUCUGGCGAAAAAUGGACCACUCCAAAUUUGUCUGCAUCACUGGAAGCUGGAGUUUCCUGAGCAUUUCGAUUGCCAAAAUGCUCCUGGCUAGAGGAUACUCUGUGCGUUUUACAGUUCCUUUAACAGCAGAUGAAGCAAGUUCUCUAAUGGACUGUGAGGAAAAAGCAUCAGGAAAACUGGAGUUGGGUGAAGCUGAUCUGCUGGAUUAUGGCAGUGUUUUCCACCAGAUCAAUGGUUGCUCAGGAGUUUUCCAUGUUCCUGCGCCUUGUGAUCUCAUUGGAGUGCAAGAUUAUCCUAGUGAUAGCAUAGAAUAUGAGAUAAGAAGUGCAUUGAACGUGGUUGAAGCUUGUGCUACCUCAGAGAGUGUGAAACGUCUCAUUUUUACAUCCUCUGUGUCUGCCAUUGUUUGGAGAGGACAAGGUGGUACUGGUGAGAACCAAGUUUUGGAUGAGAGGUGCUGGACAAAUCCUGAUUUCUGUCGUCAAAACAAGUUAUGGUCUCCAUUAACAAAGACACUUUCAGAGAAAGCUGUUUGGGCGCUUUCAAAUGAUAGAGGCCUUAAUCUUGUUGUAGUGAACCUUGCAUCCGUUGUCGACAAAGAGCCAUCCAAGCAUAAUGCACAUAAUUUAGUGAACCAACUAAAAGGAUCUAUGGCACUUCAACAAAAUGGUGUAUGUGCAUAUGUGGAAGUUGAAGAAGCCACACUUGCACAUAUUGCUGCAUUUGAAUAUGAGGAUGCCAAAGGGCGAUAUAUAUGUUUGGAAAGGAUGUUAACGAAUGAUGAAAUAAAGGAAAUUCUAUGGAGUUCAUAUAAGACUUCAAAUGAUGGAUUGGAGGAAUGGAUACGCCCCUUGAACCUUUCGAAUCAGAAAUUUUUAAAACUAAAAAGACAAUAUUCUGGAGAAUUGGCUUAGAUUUGAGCCUAUGUUUGAGUGCUAAUAACUAUUUUAAUUAAAUAAACAUUUAAAAGUGAUAAUUAUUAUGAAUAAUGUAUUAAUUUCUUCAUUUAUUUGAAGUAGUAGGUUUAUGAUACAAAAAGACAAUGACAUGUAAUUUUUAUAGUACUUUUGCACUCUUUCUUUGGUUCCUUCUUUUGAAAAGGGUACACUAUUUUGGUAUUUAAAUAUAUAAAUAAAAUUCAUUUCA